GUUUACCGUGAGAUAAUUCCUCUUUCUAGUUACUGCUGUUCGCCGUUUUCGUAGAGCGAAUUUGUUUUUCAUCAACGUCUCAACGCACUUCAAAGAUGCCGGAGGCGUCCGCUAAAAAAGCCAGUAAAUCGGCCUCAAAGGUCAAAACUGAAAAAGUCGUCGAAUCUGCCGACAAGGUGAAGAAGGUAGUCAAACAGAAAAGGCGCCAGAAGAGGCCCUACGGACGUUUGUACUCUCGAGCAGUGUUCACAGGUUUCCGUCGAGGACUCCGCAAUCAACACGAAAACACCGCUCUACUCAAAGUUGACGGAUGUGAUUCUAAGGCUGACUCUUGGUUUUACGUUGGAAAACGUGUCGCCUAUGUCUACAGGGCUAAGCGAUUAGUGUCAGUUCCUGGACGCCCAAAGAAGAAGUCUAAGGUCCGUGCUAUCUGGGGUAAAGUAACCCGUCCCCACGGUGCUACUGGAUCUGUACGAGCCAAGUUUAAGACCAACCUUCCCGCUAAAGCGAUGGGACACCGAGUCAGGAUUAUGAUGUAUCCUUCCCGCAUAUAAGCUAUUGUAAUACAAUUGACAAUUUUCAGUUUAAAAAAAAAAAUAAAAAAAAUGAAAAAAAUCGUAUAA
Molecule: messenger RNA, 623 nt
Organism: Acyrthosiphon pisum (pea aphid)
Lineage: Eukaryota; Metazoa; Arthropoda; Insecta; Hemiptera; Aphididae
Gene: RpL35A
Product: ribosomal protein L35A
Biological process (GO): translation
Cellular component (GO): ribosome
Molecular function (GO): structural constituent of ribosome
Source: RefSeq, marked provisional